CUUGAGCAGCAUGCUAGCCUAGGGUCUGUUCCUGUCCUUUGUGAGCUAGCUUCUUAGCGUGCUUUGCGCUGAUGCUUUUUUUGUAUGUGUGAAUGCUCUUGGGCUGGACCAGUGGAGGAAAAAGACACAGACAUUUCAUUUAUGGAAAAGCAGUCAUCUUGGUGUUCAGAUCCCUUUUUUUUAAUCAAAGUCCCAGCGGUUUUAUGGUUAAAAUAAUUUUGGUUGGCAUAUAGAUGUGAUGGACAUCCAUUCUGUAGAGCAGGAGCUGUUGAAACUUUCAGUAGAAUUAGGCUUGCAGAAUUGUAACUUUAAAAUGAGUUUAAAGUGACUUGUGUGUUAUGUUGUACAUGAAAUAGUGGCAAAAAUUUAUUGAUUUGUAACUGUAAAUUCAGUUAAUGUAGCAUUUCUUCACCUAUCCUGUAACAAGUUUAAACCAUAAGAUUAAAUCCACAUAAGUUGAGUUCAGAUUGAUUUCUUAAUUUAGAAUCCAGUAGCUAUAUAACCAGGUCCCCUUUAUCCUGAUUGUCCAUUACAUGUCUUGUGUAACUUAUUUAUUUUGUUGGGAAGCUUGUCUAUUUGUAGCUGUUGCGUAUGGGAGAAACAAGGUGAUUUUUUUUUUUACAUUUCUGUUCAUGUUUACUCGUUACAGCUGAGCCUCUUGGGAUCCAAACCUGUUUAUGCUUCAUGUACCUGGGGCAAUGAGACAUAAGCCUUAAGUACCUCCCAGAUACAGGAGAUUUAUUUGGACUCUGUUACUGCUUAAACCUUAGGGCUGUCUAAGAAUAUAGAUGAGCUGACUCCACUCAGCAAACGUAGUGAGAUUUUUGGCUUGUUUUUAAAAACCUGGAAAACUGAAGCAGUUUAAGUCAUCUAUGUUUGCUGUGCAGCUUUGCCUGAUUUGGCAUUUUAUUCACUUGUCAGUCUUGUUUGUGACAUGGUAUAACGUCAUGUGAUAGAGAGCCAGUUGCAUCACUUCUUUUAAAAGAUCUAUAUUUGUUAGAGAGGGACCAGGUUCUGGCGUAUUGAAUCUGAAGUUGCAUGAGGAUGGGGGGGGGGUGUCUAGUCAACCUGAUUUGCCCCACCCCCUACACAAGUUUUAAUGACAGAAGGAUUUGGAACAUGUAAUGACCCUGUCGAUUGUUUCUGCUUUGUUUAGCAUUAGGUCUUAUACUUGUUAGCUGGUCUUCCAUCAUUAAGGAGUGGAAAAAGCAUUAGCGCUUAUCCUUUAAGCUUAGCAGGUUGCCUGUUGGGGUGAAUGAGCCUCCUCCACCUGACCCAUCCCCAGCCAAUAGCGACACGCGGAUUACACCUGGGAAUUCCUGGGCGUAAACGUCGAAGUUAAUAAUACAGACUACUCUGUCAAAAUAAAGACGAUCUGACUCAAGACUACAGUGUGGCAGCAAUCGUUCUUAUUGGAUUUGUUUUAGCCACAUUAACUGAAAGGUCAUGUAAGCCGUUUGCCAUGGUGGGAGUUGGAUUGGGCUUUUUGUGGGCUGAUCCUCCUGCUUAUUAAAUAUGCAUAUAAAACAAAGGCAUUCCACAUCACUUCCUGCUUCUCAUAUUGCAGUUGCUGGGUUUGCACAAAAACUCCCAGUUUCAUUAUGCUCUUUGUGUAAUACAAUUAUACUAACCCAUUCACAUGAGUGUACUGUGUAUUUUCUGGUUAGCGUGUUCUGUUUUUUCGAUUGUCUGGCAUACAUUUGCAUUGAAGGAAGCUAUUUGCUCUGUGCAGAGAGUGCCUGUGCAGUGAAGCAUUGGAUUUCAUUCUUUUCCCAGUACAUUCAUGCUUAUUUAGAAAGGGCUUCAACACUUCAGUACCCACGAGACUGUCUCAUUGCAGAAGGGUGUUCUUUUUCAUAUAUAUUUGAUAGUCGUGGAGGAUUAUGCUUUCUGUUCCUUAUUUUUUCAACUAAUUAACCAUGAGAAAAUAAGUAUCUUUUCCGUGGUGGUGGUGGCCCUGCUUAAUGUUGGUGUUCGAUUCUGUCUUUAACAACAAAGCAUGUUAUCUCAGCCUUGUCACUUGUUACCUGAAGCAGUUUGUGACUUGUAGUAGUGACAGUCUUUGCAAUAACUGUGAUGACAGUUCUGAGGUUGACCUCUCAGCAGUGAGAAGUAAUGUGUAUAUUUAAAGAUUACCGUACAGUUACACACUAACUCUGGACUAUGGAACGCUGGUUCAAGUUUAAGAGAGGGGGUGGGAGGUUUGGACUGGUGCAGGACAGCUUAACUCCAGCCCGACACUCUGUAAGUUAUUCCCAUCUUUAGGAUUUCAAUAAUGCAACAGUAAUAUGAGAGUUCUUGAGUGCUCUGGAAUGAGGAACAGUAGGCCGAGAUGUUUUGGGUGUGGUUUAGGACAGGCAGGCUGCACCUGGGUCACACAUUCAUGCAGGAUUUUAUUGUGAUAAGUUUCUCAGAAGCUGGGUUGCAAUUGAUUGUCUUUAUUUCAAUAAAUUCUGUAGCUCAGCAGCAGGAUUUGGUCUGGAGAAAUUAUGUUAGACUACAGACAACAUGGCAAGAAAUGCAUCUCUUGAAUUUUUUUGUGGGAAAAUAAUGAAAGGGCUUUUCAAAGUAAUGUGAUGUUAACUAUAGAAUUCAUAAAAUUUAAAAUUAUUGUGGAUUAAGUAUAAUAGAAAAUUUUGCAGUUGGUUUAAACAGAAAUUAAUUCCUUACCAUUUAAACUGCAGUGUAGCUGGGCUGAGGAAGGUGAAACUGCGGGUUUAUGUCCCUUGGGGUAAUGCACUUAAUUUUAAAGGGAGCCAGAGGUUUGUUUGUUACUGUUCUCUGGUGGCUUCAUUUCCGAGAAACGCUUUUCCCCCUCCACAAUAAAGGUCGAAACAGUUUUCUCCUUUUUGUCGGCAGGUGGCAGCAUUUUGCGUGAAGUGUACAGCAACCGUCAAUGCACCUGCAUGAAUAUCAUGGAUGUCUUUCUGACGUCGGGUUGACGAACUAUAUAACUAUAGUUAUUAUUUCUACUAAAUUCUUUUGUUCUAAGGCUUUGUAUAUAAAAUUGUGACGUUAGAAUCUGAUGCAGAAUUGUCUAAAGGGUAAAUAAGCAAAAGUGGUUAACGCGUCGUACAGAUUAAUAGGUCAUUCCUCCUUACUCCAGCCGGUUUUUCCCGGUAUGCACUUUGAAUGUAUUAUGCUAAGUAUGUCGGCUGAGCUCCAGGUGGGGGCGUUCCUGAAUAAAUUAAUAUAAUUACCUACUCUCUCCGCCAAUGGGAAACCGCAGAGUGUUGCGAGUUUUUUUUCCCUUGGAUAUAUUAUGCAAAUAUGGCAGAGGCUGCAGAUUUUCAGCACGGUGGAGAUGAGCUGACCUUGGAUAUUCUUUGUGCUGCGUCGGUAGUUGUGCGGGUUCCCCUUGGAUGCUUGUUUUUCUUCUGUCUGGAGACCGAUUUCACCCCUCAAAGCCUCUCCAGAUCCGACGAAAAGAGAAUGUGAUUUUGAUUAGAGUUCAGAAGACGUUUUGUUUGCUAGCCCGUUAUAUGGACGUAAUAGCAUGAAUACUCCAUGUUAUCCAGUGGCGAUGGAUCUUGGUGUUUGCCAGCUAAGAAAUUUUUCGAUAUCAUUCCUGUCAUCGUUGCUGGGCACAGAGAGUUCGCCUCUCAGUCUUGAUAAUAGCUCCUCCGGCGCUAGUGUGGUGGCCAUCGACAACAAAAUAGAGCAAGCAAUGGACCUAGUGAAGAGUCAUUUGAUGUAUGCCGUUCGGGAGGAAGUGGAGGUUUUAAAGGAGCAGAUAAAAGAACUGAUCGAAAGGAACUCGCAGCUGGAGCAGGAGAACAACCUGCUGAAGAACCUGGCCAGUCCCGAGCAGCUCGCACAGUUCCAGGCGCAGGUGCAGAGCAGUUCGUCCCCGCCCUCCGCGCAGCAGCCUGGGGCAGCCACACAGCAGGCCGCGCCGUCGGCACAGCCAGCCUCACAGAGCUCCGGAGGGUCGGCGUAGCACAGUGCCCCCCCCCCCUCCUCAGGGAGAUGGGCGCGGAGACUGUAAAUGCACUGGCCCAGAACGAGAGAACGGACGAACAUGCUGCAAUCAUGGGAGGAUCCAUUUCCGAUAUUUGCACAUAUUUAACGUCGCAAGUGUUAAUAUCUCGUGAGACGCUUUACACACUUUAGACAAUCGUCUUCAAUAAAGGGAUUGCUGGCAGGUGAUGGACAUUACCAAACUCACUGGACUGCUGAGCUCGUCAUGUGUAAUUUUACGUGGAAUCAGCUUACGGAAUCAUUGUGCCUGCAUCUUAGGAUUUCAGUUGAUGUCCAUUUCAGUGGUGGCUCUGGAAUCGUACGAGUGUUGCCAUGCUUCACUUAAUUUUCUAGUGUAAAUAUAUACGUCUUUUCCAGGCUGUGAGCGAAAUCUGAGCAAGCACCUUCUUGCAGACAAAUGUGAAGCAUUUUCGAUGACUAUCGACAAAAGAUUAAUCCUCCUAUUUGAUAUUAGGAAGACAGGAUAUUUGUGGGAUCAAUGUUUGCAUUUAUUAUAAUCUUUAUGUGUAGACCAAGUGGAUCAACCUGCGCGAAGAAAUUAAUUUUCUGUAUCUGACUUAAAUUUCAAAUUCACACCUUUCUUAGUACGAUGCUGCUUCUUACCUAAGCCAUGAAAUCAGGUUCUUGAAUCCGAGGCUAAAGGAUUUGGGUGAAUUUCUGUGCAGGUUGUUAGGUUUAUGUAUAUUUAUGUAUUUAGUGUAAGUGCUCUGUAAAAUAGUAAUAAUCAGAAUGAAAGACAAGUAAAUAUUUAGGUUGUACAAAAUGAAGUUACAAUGUAAAUGGGCUUACCUGAGCAAGUUUGGAUGAUCUCUAAUGCUGUAAAUCAGGUAUCUAGCUAUUUCCAGCAAUUUAGGACAUUUGACAGCGAACUGUAAUUUCUUGGUUGCUUUCAAAUACUACUGUAAACCAUUGUUCAUUUGAGAAAUUACAAACAUAUGCUUUUACUUUUGACAGUGAAGCACUCCACAUUUUUCACAAUUAAUCCACUCUUAGCAUAAAUCAGACCUGACAUGGGUUUUGCAUAUAUGUGAAAGCUGUAUGCCUAUGUUUUGUGCAUGUUCCUCAAGGCAGAAAAAGUAACCAUAAUUCAAUUGCACUUGACAGUUGCACUCAACUUCAAAAUAAAAGAAAAAAAACCAAAA
This is a messenger RNA of Brienomyrus brachyistius, 5123 nucleotides long. RefSeq names its product TSC22 domain family protein 1-like. The record is from RefSeq and is a predicted model, not a curated record. The transcript has 3 exons. NCBI's taxonomy places the organism in Eukaryota, Metazoa, Chordata, Actinopteri, Osteoglossiformes, Mormyridae. Bases 3497 to 3940 code for a protein of 147 amino acids. Gene Ontology annotation, biological process: regulation of transcription by RNA polymerase II.